Fukomys damarensis (Damara mole-rat) is the source of this 3898-nucleotide messenger RNA. It is a transcript of the gene Hdac6, whose product is annotated as histone deacetylase 6. The transcript is spliced from 29 exons. NCBI's taxonomy places the organism in Eukaryota, Metazoa, Chordata, Mammalia, Rodentia, Bathyergidae. Gene Ontology annotation, biological process: chromatin organization. The coding region runs from base 205 to 3543 and encodes 1112 amino acids. Gene Ontology annotation, molecular function: histone deacetylase activity; zinc ion binding. The record is from RefSeq and is a predicted model, not a curated record. Gene Ontology annotation, cellular component: histone deacetylase complex.
UGCGCUGCGCGGAAACCCCUGGAAGACGCCCCCUUCCUAACGCCUUGCUUCCUUGCUCGCUCUUCAAUCUCCGCACGGCACAGUUGGCGUGGGUCCGUAGUGCUCCUAAGGUGGUUGGGCAGGGACGGAGGGACGGCAGCUCUGGCAACCUGAACGACAGCGGCAGUAGGUGAGGGUUGUGUCCUUGGCGAACGUUCACUGAUCAUGAGCUCCACCGGCCAGGAUUCCACCACAACCAGGCAUCGAAGGAGUAAGCACAACCCCCAGUCGCCCCUUCACGACUCCAGUGUCACUUCGAAGCGAAGUGUUAAGAAGGGUGCUGUACCUCGCUACAGCCCCAAUCUAGCGGAGGUGAAGAAGAAGGGCAAAAUGAAGAAACUCAGCCAAGCAGUGGAAGAUGACCUAAUCAUGGGUCUUCAAAGGCUGGAUAUGAAUCCUGAGGCCAAAGUCCUGGUUGGCACUGGGCUGGUGUUUGAUGAGCAGCUAAAUGAAUUCCAUUGCCUCUGGGAUGACAGCUUCCCUGAACGCCCUGAGCGGCUCCAUGCCAUCAAGGAGCAGCUGAUUCAGGAAGGGCUCCUGGAUCGCUGUGUGUCCUUUCAGGCCCGCUUUGCUGAAAAGGAAGAACUGAUGUUGGUUCACAGCCUAGAAUUUGUUGACCUGAUGGAAACGACCCAGUACAUGAAUGAGAGAGAACUCCGAGUAUUAGCAGAUACCUAUGACUCAGUUUAUCUGCAUCCGAACUCUUACACUUGCGCCUGCCUGGCCUCGGGCUCUGUCCUCAGGCUGGUGGAUGCAGUCCUGGGGGCUGAGAUACGAAACGGCAUGGCCAUCAUCAGGCCUCCUGGACACCACGCCCAGCACAGUCUAAUGGAUGGGUAUUGCAUGUUCAACCAUGUGGCUGUGGCUGCUCGCUAUGCUCAAAAGAAGCACCACAUUCAGAGGGUCCUUAUCGUGGAUUGGGAUGUGCACCAUGGUCAAGGAACACAGUUCGCUUUUGACCAGGACCCCAGUGUCCUCUAUUUUUCCAUCCAUCGUUAUGAGCAGGGUCGAUUCUGGCCCCACCUUAAGGCCUCUAACUGGUCUACUACCGGUUUUGGCCAAGGUCAAGGCUACACCAUCAAUGUGCCUUGGAACCAGGUGGGGAUGCGGGACGCGGACUACAUUGCUGCUUUUCUGCACAUCCUGCUACCGGUUGCCUUCGAGUUCCAGCCUCAGCUGGUCCUAGUGGCUGCUGGAUUUGAUGCCAUACAAGGGGAUCCCAAGGGUGAGAUGGCUACCACUCCGGCAGGGUUUGCACAGCUAACCCACCUGCUUAUGGGUUUGGCAGGAGGCAAGUUGAUCCUGUCUCUGGAGGGUGGCUACAACCUUCGCUCCCUGGCUGAGGGUGUCAGUGCAUCACUCCACAUCCUUCUGGGAGAUCCUUGCCCCAUGCUGGAGUCCCCUGGUGCCCCGUGCCCAAGUGCCCAGGCUUCAAUCUCCUGUACUCUGGAAGCCCUUGAGCCCUUCUGGGAGAUUCUUGUGAGACCAGCAGAGACCACGGAGGAGGACAACGUACAAGAGGACAGUGUGCAGGAGAUCGAGGAGGAAGGACCCUGGGAACCCCCUGUGCUGCCAGUCCUGACCUGGCCCUUGCUACAGGCGCGAACCGGGCUGGUUUACGACCAGCGGAUGAUGAGUCACUGCAACCUAUGGGACAGCCACCACCCUGAGACACCCCAGCGCAUCCUGAGGAUCAUGUGCCACUUGGAGGAGCUAGGCCUUGCCGGGCGCUGCGUCACCCUGCCUGUGCGGCCUGCCACAGAGGCGGAGUUGCUCACCUGCCACAGUACCGAGUAUGUGGAACGCCUCAGGGCCACUGAGAAGAUGAAAACCCGGGAACUGCACCGGGAGGGUGCCAACUUUGACUCCAUCUACAUCUGCCCCAGCACCUUCACCUGUGCACAGCUUGCUGCGGGUGCUGCCUGCCGCCUUGUGGAGGCUGUGCUCUCAGGAGAGGUUCUGAAUGGUGUGGCUGUGGUGCGCCCCCCAGGGCACCAUGCAGAUCAGGACACUGCCUGUGGUUUCUGCUUUUUCAACUCUGUGGCUGUGGCUGCUCGCCAUGCCCAGGCCAUCAGUGGGCGUGCUAUGCGAAUCCUGAUCGUGGAUUGGGACAUCCAUCAUGGUAAUGGAACUCAGCACAUAUUUGAGAAUGACCCCAGCGUGCUAUAUGUGUCCCUGCACCGCUUUGACCGAGGCACGUUCUUUCCCAUGGGGAACGAGGGUGCCAGCAGCCAGGUGGGCAAGGCUGCAGGCACAGGCUUUACUGUCAAUGUAACCUGGAACGGGCCCCGAGUGGGUGAUGCUGAGUACCUGGCUGCCUGGCAUCGCCUGGUGCUUCCCGUUGCCUAUGAGUUUAACCCGGAACUGGUGCUUGUCUCAGCUGGCUUUGAUGCGGCACGAGGGGACCCACUAGGGGGCUGCCAGGUGUCACCUGAAGGUUAUGCCCACCUCACCCACCUGUUGAUGGGCCUUGCCAAUGGUCGCAUUAUCCUUAUCCUAGAGGGUGGCUACAAUCUGACAUCCAUCUCAGAAUCCAUGGCUGCCUGUACUCAUGCACUUCUUGGAGAUCUGCCACCCCAGCUGGCUCUGCUGCGGCCUCCACAGUCUGGGGCCCUGGCUUCCAUUGCUGAGACCAUCCAAGUCCAUCGCAGAUACUGGCGCAGCUUACGGGUCACAACAUUAUCUGCAGAAGAGUUCACUCCAGGCCGGACUAAACCAGAGGCAGCUAAAGUGGUGCUCCCUCGGGACCAGUCCUCAAAGACAGCCACUGGAGGAGCCACCCUGGACAAGGGUCCUUCAGAAGAGACUGUGGGAGGAGCCCCAGUGCACCAGGCCACCUCAGAGGCAGCUACAGGGGGAGUCAAGCUGCACCCUACAGCCGAGGCUAUGGGAGGAGCUGAGCUGAUCCAAACUCCUGAAGCCUCACGUACAGAAAAGCAGACUCCAGUAGCCUCACCUGUGCCGGGAGCCACAGCCCCGCUUUCUCCCAGUCAGCUGACUGGGAAUCCUAGGACCUUGGAACUAGGCAAGGAAGCUCUGAAGACCCUGGGACCUCAGGCCCUUGGAGAAGAGAGCCUACUAGGAGAGGCAGCUGGAGGUCAGCAUGUGGAUGACUCAAAGCUGACACAGGGAUUUCAGGACCUUGCUGACACUAACCAGGACAUAUUUUAUGCUGUGACACCACUGCCCUGGUGUCCCCAUCUGGUAGCAGUGCUCCCCCCGUCUGCAGCAAAUGUGGAUGUGACCCAACCCUGUGAGGACUGUGGAACGCUCCUGGAGAACUGGUUAUGUUUGUCCUGCUAUCAGGUUUACUGCAGUCGUUACGUCAACGCUCAUAUGGUUCGACACCAUGAAGCAUCUGGACACCCGCUGGUCCUCAGCUACGUCGACUUGUCUACCUGGUGUUACCCCUGUCAGGCCUAUGUCCACCACCAGGAUCUCCUAGUUGUGAAGAACAUCGCCCAUCAGAAGAAGUUCGGGGCGGACAUGCCCCACCCACACUAAGUCCCAGAAAGUGCUCCCUCUCCUCCACCCUCUGAGGCCCCAGACAGACCAGCCUUAUUUCUUACAACCAAAUCUUGGAUGAGGGUGGCCUCUGCCCUAUCGUGAAUAUCCUUUGCCAGUGGCCCAAGGGUGCUUAUUUAAGUGUAAAUACACUUUAAGAGGACUAUGGUAAUCAGUUGUGGAUCUACCCCUGUCCACUGCCAGUUCAAGGGACACCAUUACUCUACCCCAGAAGGAAAAAAGGGUACCUCAGUGUCCCCCAGAGGGUGCUGAAAUCAAAAGGAUAACAUUGGAGUGAGGGACAACUGGCAGUUAUUGCAGGGUUGCAUAUUUAAUAAACUUCAAGUUACAAAAA